Messenger RNA from Miniopterus natalensis, 1772 nucleotides. RefSeq names its product mitochondrial ribosomal protein L49 (gene MRPL49). Gene Ontology annotation, biological process: translation. Gene Ontology annotation, molecular function: structural constituent of ribosome. Gene Ontology annotation, cellular component: ribosome; mitochondrial large ribosomal subunit. NCBI's taxonomy places the organism in Eukaryota, Metazoa, Chordata, Mammalia, Chiroptera, Miniopteridae. The record is from RefSeq and is a predicted model, not a curated record.
UAGCGUCCUUUCGGCCCCAGGGGCGUGCGCAGGCAGUCGCGGGACUAGGCCGGUUGCGCGCGCAGAAGGCUAAGGUUCGGGGGGUCAAGAUGGCCGCGGCCGUGUUCCGGGCUGCGCUGCGGGGCUGUAGAGUCGGCGUCCAGCCGGGCUGCGCGCUACGGCGGCUGAGCCAGACCCAGGGGCCUCCUAAUUACCCCAACUUCGUGGAGUCUGUGGAUGAAUACCAGUUUGUGGAGCGCCUGUUACCCCCCACCAGCAUCCCCAAACCCCCAAAGCAUGAACAUUAUCCUACUCCUAGUGGCUGGCAGCCCCCCAGAGACCCCCCACCCAACCUGCCUUACUUUGUGCGGCGCUCUCGGAUGCACAACAUCCCUGUCUAUACGGACAUCACACAUGGCAACCGCCAGAUGACUGUGAUCCGGAAGGUGGAGGGAGACAUUUGGGCCCUGCAGAAGGAUGUGGAAGAUUUUCUGAGCCCACUGCUGGGGAAGACACCUAUCACCCAGGUCAAUGAGGUGACAGGUACCCUGCGGAUCAAGGGCUACUUUGAUCAGCAACUAAAAGCCUGGCUUCUAGAGAAGGGCUUCUGAGGCCCAGCUGAGCAGCCUGCAUGACAGCAUCCCCCACAGACUGGAGCCCUGGGGAUCUCAGGAGCAGGGAGACCAGGGCUAAGGGCUUGGGCAGGGUAGAGUGAGGGCUAAAGGGCAAAGCAUGCCUUGCGUGCAUACAGGGGAAAACAGGAGCAUCUGCACAGGUGCCAGCACUGGGGGAGUGCCAUCUUAUAUUGGAGACCUACUAGGAACAGCCCAGCUAGUAGGGGGCAUUAGUUGCUGUACCCCUUGCCCCUGAUUUUGGUCUGUUCCUGCUUUUUCUUCAUUGGAUCAGUUAUUUAAAUUCUGGAGGUUGUUGAGUGCCUCUCUGGUGGAGGCAGUAGCCCAACCAAGUUUAGCGGAGGGGAGCACAGGACAGAUCCAUUGGGCACCCUCCUUCCUUGGCCCUCAGACUCAGUGCUGCAAACAUUUCCAAGCCCUUGCUCUAGGCCAGACCUGGCUUGGUGGAGGCAGUGUGCCCAUGUCAGCCCAUGAGCUCAUUCUUUCUACUCACGGUGAGGUGAAGGCCCACUCCCCUCUGCUCUAUUCCAGACUGGAGUUGGGCCUGAUUGGGUUUCUAGCUCCAGUAAUCUAAGUGAUUAGCUGUAGCCAGUCUGCCCACAAGGGGGUGCUUGGGAGCUUCUAGCAGCCCAGCACAGGGCCAUGCUUCCCAGCUUGCUGACCUGGUAUCAAGGCUGAAUAGGGAGUUUGCAGGCCGGAAAAUGCUGGCCUUUUGCCCCUGCCAUCUCAUCCCACCCCCAGCCAAUGAACCUUCACACUUGUUCUGUCACAAGGGCCAAAGGCCUGAGUUUCCACCUCACCCCAGCAUCAGACUGGAUAAGGCGGGAUUCAGAACCUGGCUCCCCUACUUGGUCUCUGACUAAAGCACGGUACUUAAUCUUUUGGGGGGCUCGGUUUUUUCAUAUGUAAUAUGGGUAUAUCUUACAAAUAGUUUAAUAACAAUGUGCCCAAGGACAGUGCUAGCUAGUAUAAAUAAACCUUCACUCCUGGAGAUUCCAGGCUAUUCUCAUUUCUACAGCCUGAGCAAGAAAAUGGAUCCCAGUUCACUGAUGUUAUGAUACCAGCUCUACCAAUUGUUAAUGCAAGUUUUUAUUUGGCUGUAUAUACAAUUUAAGCUAUUAAAAUUUGUACAAUAUUUACAAAUUAAAUAAUCAUCUGAAA